Messenger RNA from Moesziomyces aphidis, 1767 nucleotides. The record is from the annotation of a GenBank genome assembly. Lineage: Eukaryota; Fungi; Basidiomycota; Ustilaginomycetes; Ustilaginales; Ustilaginaceae.
AUGUCUGGGGCUGGCGCAGUGUCGUCGCUUAGGCUGGUUCGGCAGCUGUGGGAGCACGCUGGGCUGCCUACACUGGUGUUGGAGAAGACGAUCCGCCAGGGAGGGCUCGAGCUCGUUCACGAUCCGGGCGUUCAUGGUCAGGCCGUGCGGUCGUCGUUUCAAAUCACCGCCGUAGCUCAAGCAUGUACAGCCACGAUUGCGCUUGCAGCACAGUAUUACAAGAGGCUACUCGAGGCUCGAACCAAGCUCGGGGUGGAGGAGAAGGAUGUGGUGCUGGGACCUGUUUCGGUGGACGCACGACACGCAGUGGCCGAGUGGAAAGGAUGGACUCGAAUCUACCUCGACAAAGGUGCAACAGGUGUUGGUGUAGGGGAGAUGCUUCGUGGUUCGAUCGCAAGCGAUAGUGACGAAGCGAAGCAGGUGUUGGGGAUCGAUGCGCACGCUGUUGCGGAUUGGGACAGCCUCGCUGGUCUCUACCGAACCCGGCCAGCCGAGGCGAGGGAGGUACCAGGAGUCGUGCGCAUCCACACCAACUUUCCACACCACAAGCUCGGCAUCCUACAGCUACUAGGUCUUGUUCCCGACAGCAAGCACUGGACGGACCCGGACAUCCACGAGGUGUUUGCGCAGUUCCACCGCUCACAUCUGCAGGAGCAGCUCGAUGGUUGGGAUGCAUUCGAGUUUGAGCGCCGUGCUCACGAACGCGGGCUCUGCGUCACCGCCUACCGCACACUGUCCGAGUGGGAGCAGUCUCCCAUGGGAGAAGCGGUACGAGGGUGGAUCGGCGAGAAUGGCGGAUCGCCAUUUCGCAUGUCGCGCCUCACCGCCUCUACUAGCCAUACGCCGCGAGCACAUACUGCGACGGAGCGACUGAGGGUGAUCGACAUGUCUCGUGUGAUCGCCGGACCCGUCUCCACGCGCACGCUCGCUGCACAUGGCGCCGAGGUGCUGCUGAUCUCGAGCGCCGCACUGCCCAACCUGCCUUUGCGCGAGCUCGACACGGCGCGCGGCAAGCGCACUGCCUUUGUCCACCUGGGACGCGGAGAAAAGCUGCCGCGCACGAUGCGACGGCUCGUCGAAGGUGCCGAUGUCGUUUCGCAGGCGUAUCGGCCAGGAGGGCUGGUGGAACGCGGACUGGGCCCCAAGGAGGUGCAGGCGCUGCGGCCGGGGGUGGUGUACGCCGAGCUGUGCGCGUUCGGCUUCACGGGGCCAUGGGCCGCCACGCGUGCCUACGACUCGCUCACUCAGACCGCGUGCGGCAUGAACCAUCUCGAAGGCCGCAGCUACUGCGAGCAUACCGGCAAGCACGAGGUGGAGCCAAAAGCGCUGCCAGUACAGGCACUCGACUAUGCAGCCGGCUCGCUCCUGUGUCUCGCCACGCUCGCCGCAAAGUGCCGCGGCGUACUCGAGCAGAUGCACGCCACGGGCGAGGGCGAGGGCGACCAGCAGCAGGGUUGGCAUGUUCAGGUGAGCCUCGCCUCGACGGCCGAGUGGAUCAAGAGUCUCGGCCAGGUGCAUGGGGAAGCAGCGUGGGAGACACCGCCGGACCACGUGCUGCCCGUCGACACCGACCAGCUGGCGGCCAUGACGAGCAGCUACCGUGUACGAGGGCUCAAGUCAGACGCCCAAGACUGCGAGCGCCAAGAUGUGUUUGUGCUCGCCAUCCGACACGCAGCCAUUAGCGCGCCAGACUCGGGCGGCGAAAACGAGGAUGAGAUGCGCUGGAGCGUGCCAGCCCAUCUGGGCGUAGACACUCUCCGAUGGUGA